AUGCUCCAGGAAGGAAGUAACGAUACCCAGUCAAAAGUGCUAGACAAUGUUUAUGAGCAGGCCAUGCUACGGGUUCAAGGCCAAGCCAAAGACCGCCAAGAGCUUGCUAUGCGAACCUUGUCUUUUAUCGCCUGUGCGAAUAGACGCCUUACAUCUGAUAUCGGACUCAUAGUCUCUGUAUGCGCUGGCCUGGUUAUUGUUGAUAAGAACAUUGAUAUUAUCCGCUUGGUCCACUACACCAUACAAGAAUAUUUCGAGCGCACUUGGCAGUCCUGGUUUCCCAAUGCCCACACCGAUAUGGCGAAGGCAUGCACUACUUACCUGUUGUUCAAGGAUUUUGAAACCGGUUUUUGCUCGAGAAUUGAGUCUCUAAGAGAGAGACUACAGUCAUGUGUUCUCUAUGACUAUGCGUCAAAGAACUGGGGAUACCACGCCAUGAUGUCCACGAUUGAAGGAGAAAGAUUGGUUUUAGAUCUCCUGCAGAGCACUGGCAAGAUAUCGGCAUGCACCCAAUCUAUGGUGUACGAGGAAGACCGGUCUUAUUUUCAACUGAAACUAUAUAACAGGUCCGCAUCAGUCUUGCUCGAGAGCAAUGCAGAGAUUGACCCCAAGGAUGCUAAGGGAGGAACCCCCUCGAUAUGGGCAGUUAAGAAGGGUUAUGUGGAGGUGGUACACUUACUACUUAAGAAUGGUCCCGAUGUGGAGGCAAAGGAUGAGGAUCGCAGAACCAGUCUCUCGUGGGCAGCUGAAAUUGGAAAUAACGAGAUUGUGAAUCUACUCCUUGCAACGGAUCGGGUAGAUGUUAAUUCUCAAGACAAUCCUCUCGCUGGACAGGGGGGUAGGUCAUUAGCAUAUGCGGAAACGAAGGGACAUAAGACUGUAGUCGAACUCCUGCUUGCUCAACCCGAUACAAUCCCAGAUAUCAAGUCAGGGUUUCAUUUCAAAUGGGCAGGUCGAACGCCGUUAUCAUAUGCAGCAGAGUAUGGACAUGAGGCAGUAGUCAAGCUACUCCUCGCCCAACCAGGUGUGCAAAUAUAUUCGAAGGCUACUGGUACGUAUUUCACUAGCAGAACACCACUAUCAUUUGCAGCUGAGAAUGUCAAUGUGGAGGUCGUAAAGAUACUACUCAAGAAUGGUGCCAAUGUUGUGUCUGAGGAUAUCAAUGGCCGGACUCCACUCUCAUGGGCAAAGGAGGAAGUGAAGCAGCUGCUUUUGGAGAAGGUGUCUAGUCGAAGGCAGUCAUCCAAGACAGAGAAUUGA
Messenger RNA from Aspergillus nomiae NRRL 13137, 1260 nucleotides. Its product is annotated as ankyrin repeat domain-containing protein. Lineage: Eukaryota; Fungi; Ascomycota; Eurotiomycetes; Eurotiales; Aspergillaceae. Gene Ontology annotation, molecular function: protein binding. The coding region runs from base 1 to 1260 and encodes 419 amino acids. The transcript has 3 exons. The record is from RefSeq and is a predicted model, not a curated record.